AUGGGUAUUCGUGCGGUAAUAAGCGAUUUCGAUGGCACUAUUCUAGCGCCACAAGGAAUACCCUCAUCGUUUUGGAGUGCCAAGAAAACCUUGGAAAAUGCCGGUAUACCGGUGUACGUUGCAACCGGAAGGCCGGUGGAGUCAUUAAUUUCGACUUUGAGUGCUUAUAGUGGCGACUUGAAGCCGUAUCCCGGGGUUUUCUGUGACGGUUCUGUACUGAAAGAUCGUGAUAACCAGUCGAUUUUGCUUUCAACUUUCGACCUCGAAGUAUGCAGUGUAAUAUAUGAGUAUUUGCGAUUGCUCAAGAAAGCGGGAAUAAGAAUCAAUAUUGGAAUUCAAGGCCUGUCUCAAUUCUAUUCAGAUACCACGGAUUUGGACAUUGGUCGUCGUGAGCAGCUUGUCUAUAACAGUUUGACGGUAGUAGAUUCUGUGGAUGAGAUACGCAAACGAUAUAAUGAUCAAAUCCUGGCGUUCGCAAUUUCCUCCGAUUCAGCUGAUGCUCUUGUUUGUGUUCAGCAAUUGGUUCGAACUGCAUUUCCACGGUGCCCGGCAUUUGUAGGAGGAACGUCCAAUGUGUUGAUACUAUCAAACGGAUGUACUAAAGCCCAAGGUGUGCGCGCACUCUGUAAUUUGCUCAAAUACAAAGAAGCGGAGGUUCUAGUGAUUGGCGACGGAGACAAUGACCUUGAGAUGCUCGCUCAAUUUCCUCAUUCGAUAGCCAUGGGUAACGCUUCCCCAGAAGUCAGAAAGGCUGCCAAGGUGGUGGCCCCCAACGUAGACGACGAUGGCUGGGCCCUCAGUGUCCUGCAGUACAUUGCGGCUGCAGAUGAAAGGACAACUGUAGCCUCCUCGUCAGUUUCGGAUGACGAACCAACCGUCACUAUCUGA
This is a messenger RNA of Gregarina niphandrodes, 888 nucleotides long. Its product is annotated as putative haloacid dehalogenase-like hydrolase. Gene Ontology annotation, cellular component: cytosol. The coding region runs from base 1 to 888 and encodes 295 amino acids. The transcript is spliced from 2 exons. Gene Ontology annotation, molecular function: magnesium ion binding; phosphatase activity. NCBI's taxonomy places the organism in Eukaryota, Apicomplexa, Conoidasida, Eugregarinorida, Gregarinidae. The record is from RefSeq and is a predicted model, not a curated record.